AUGCAGGACCUCGGCGUUUCCAUCCAACAAGUCAACCUCACAAUCACAUCUUACCUGGUCAUCCAAGGUAUUGCGCCACUGAUUUGGGGCCCGCUGUCUGACACCAUCGGGCGACGACCGGUAUACCUCGCCUCAUUCAGCAUCUACAUAAUAGCGAAUAUAGCACUUAGCUUCACGCCGAAUUACGCAGUCCUUGUGGCCUUCAGGGCAAUGCAAGCCGCGGGCGCCGCGUCGACAGCCAGCAUCGGGAACGGUGUCCUGCAGGACAUCUGCCCCAUCUCGGAGCGAGGAGGCUACAUCAGCUUUUACCAGGCCGUUCGGAACUUCGCGGUCGCGUUCGGCCCCGUCCUCGGCGGCAUACUUGCCCAGUCCUUGGGGUUCCGUGCCAUCUUCGUGUUCCUGCUCGGGCUUUCCGCGGCAGUCGGUGUCCUGCUCGCUUUCUUCUUGCCCGAGACAAUGCGCAGCCUGGCUGGGAAUGGCCGCCCAAGUUUUGGUACCAUUGUAGGAUCGGCAAUGAUUGGGAAAGUAUUGAACCGUGACUUUGCGGCCGCUACAAAGGCUUACAAGAUGGCUCACGACUUGCCGGACUCUUACAAGCUCUCACCUAAAAACGUCCCGCCCGACUUUGCGAUCGAGCGACUGCGACUGCGCCGAUUACCUUGGGCCUUGGCCCUGUUCGUCUUCACCAUCGCUGGAUACGGCUUCUCUUUAUCUUUUCCAAGUGUGUAUGGUCGACCGGGGUGGAUCGCCCUACCGCUGACGCUGCAAUUCCUUAUUGCAGCGUCGGCCAAUGCGAUGUUCUCCAUCAACCAGACCUUGGUCGCCGACCUCUGUCCCGGGAAAGGCGCGAGCAGCACCGGAAUAAACAACCUUGUGCGAUGCACCCUGGCUGCUAUCAUGGUGGCGUUCGUUGAUGAAAUGAUCAAAACACUGGGUGCAGGAGCAACAUAUCUGGGCUUAGCUUUCCUGGUUAUAGUCGUUCACCCUUUCAACCCAGCUCUGCAUUCUCGACCAGGCAAAAUCGAGAUGGACGAUUCCAGGAUAGACCAAGACACCGAACACGAAGAACUAAAACAGCUGAAACAUCUUAUCCGCAACGCGGAUCCAGCGUCCCACGACGAGAAGCACCAAUUCUACGGUGACCGAGUCCUCAAGCACGACACUCCAUCCGGUGACAAGAUAGCAAUCAAAUUCAAGCGGUAUCUCGCUGAUUAUGAGGACGAUGGCAUCCAAACAGAAGCAGACAUGAUGCACUACGCCGCCACACACGGCGUCCUGGCACCCAAAGUCCGCGCCGUCUACGAUAUCCACACCGUAUCACCCACCAGGCCCUCCGCGUCCGCGAUGGUCAGCGACAGGCCGCCAGGCGACCGCCUGUCCGAGGUGUGGGCCGACCUGAGCGACGGAGCGAGGUCGGGCAUCGUGGCCCAGCUCCGCGAGCAGGUCGGCAACAUGCGCUCCUGCACGCAGUCUUGCAUCGGCCGCGUGAACAACAGGUCUACGUGCGACGUCUACGAGCGCAUGCCUGGGAAGGUCUGCGGGCCGUUCAUCGACGAGGAGCACUUUGACCGGUGGUGUCUGGCGCGUGUGCCCGACGGCCUGUUCGGGCUGACGCGCAGGAAGUGGACACGGUGGCUGGAGAAGGAGAGGCGGAGACCGUUUCGCAAGUUUGUGCUCACCCACGGGGACCUGUCGCCGCGCAAUAUCAUUGUGGAUGGCGGUGCUGUCACGGGGAUAGUGGACUGGGAGAGGAGUGGCUUCUGGCCCGAGUAUGCCGAGUACGCCUUUGCUAUGGAGCUCUUUCCGGCGUUUCAGAGAAGACAGGAGGAGUGGUGGGGGCCAGUCCUGCAGCAGAUCUUGCCGCGGUGCUCGGAUCAGAGGCUGAAGUUUACUCGAGCGGUUGCGACCAAAUGGUGCAAAGUUUUCUAG
Messenger RNA from Diaporthe citri, 1929 nucleotides. RefSeq lists its product as uncharacterized. Gene Ontology annotation, molecular function: transmembrane transporter activity. The transcript has 4 exons. Gene Ontology annotation, biological process: transmembrane transport. The record is from RefSeq and is a predicted model, not a curated record. The coding region runs from base 1 to 1929 and encodes 642 amino acids. NCBI's taxonomy places the organism in Eukaryota, Fungi, Ascomycota, Sordariomycetes, Diaporthales, Diaporthaceae.